Molecule: messenger RNA, 1474 nt
Organism: Cladocopium goreaui
Lineage: Eukaryota; Dinophyceae; Suessiales; Symbiodiniaceae
Source: the annotation of a GenBank genome assembly
AAAAACAUGCACACCGCAUUCAGCUGCACCAGAUCGCCAUGGGAGCUGCUUUUGUGCUGAGAGACGCCUGGUGACUGGAGAUUUCAAGAUUUCAGAUUGGGUGCUGCGACAUAUUCCAACCACUACAUAUGUUUGUGGACGCUUCCUUGAGUGCGAUAGGAAGGGCCACGGAAGUGCAACUGAACACACUGCGCCGGAAACUUGGCGUUGGCUGUGAUCCCUGCUUCGACUACUCCGUGCAACAGCUAGCAGAGAGGCUACAAGAGGAAGAAGAUGAAGAUGAUUUGACACUUGACAUCAAAUUCCUGGACCUGUUGAAGCGUGUGAACGCAGACACCUCAGAAGAAACUCAGAACAAGAUUCUUGCUGAGGAUGCACCACGUAUACCGGGAACCUUACUUCGAAAGAAGCAAGAUGAGAAGCGCCCAUCUAGCGCUUUCAAGACUCUAAGCCGUGAGGAUGUUCAAAAACGAGAUGCAAAAGCCAGUCAAGGACCUCCAGUGGGCUCAUACAGUCCAAAAGCAGAUUGUUUGGCCAGCUUUGGCAAAGUCAAACAUCCAACACCAAAGGUGCUAGACUUCGGCGCAUACCUGCCAAAGGGCUCAGAGAAUGCCUUGCUGAGUAGCAGCCGCAGUGAAAACGGCCCUCCGAAUGGAAUGGACACCACAUGGAUGGGCAAGCGCCAGGUCACCUUCGUGAACAUGGCAAAACAGAUCCCCAGGCCAGACCUACUGAACAAUUUGCCUCCUAAUGACCCACAAGCAAUCGACCCUGAGGGUGUGCUGUAUGGACAUCUCAAGUGCGCUCGGUUUGGUCGUUUUUACCGUCAACCCUGCUUUGAAUUUGGGACACAGCCGCGUCAAAACGCAAUUGCAGCCGCAGGUGGCACAAGCAAUCCCGGCGAGUACGAGGUGAAGCUCAACAUCAUCAAGCCGACGAUUACAUGCCAUAGCUUCAGCAACAUACCGAGGCCCGAUUUUGUGGCAUCAAACCGCAUCACAGAUCACCUACCAGAUCGGUCUUUAGCCCGUGACUGUCGGUCUUUGACUCGGUUUGGACGGCUCCUGUCACCGCCGGUCUCCGUCCCAAGAUUCGAUGCACCAGCGCCAGCAGCUCCAGCCCGGCCACGAUCUGCAUCCAAACCGUGCGGCAAGGAGAGGACCUUCGAGAGCUUAGAAUCGGAGCUGAACUCUGCGUGGGCUUGGCCAACAAGGCAGGCGCCAAAGACUUUGGGCAUUAGUGUGAGCCAUGAAAGCGAGACGACUUGCAGGCCAAGGUCAGCUCCUCAGCACAGGGUGAUGCGCCGGUGACAUGCUGGCAUGCCCUUCAUAUUUUCUGAUGUGUGUUCCUCCCUUUUUGACGCGAUGAAUUCAGUUGCGAAUAAGUUUGUCUCGCAAAUACUGCGAUUCGAAUUGUCUAACUUUGUUUCACUUGCAGAUUCAAGGCUGAUGCAUCUCCAAAAGUAAAAUUGCGC